Messenger RNA from Drosophila novamexicana, 993 nucleotides. RefSeq names its product nischarin-like. The coding region runs from base 1 to 993 and encodes 330 amino acids. The record is from RefSeq and is a predicted model, not a curated record. NCBI's taxonomy places the organism in Eukaryota, Metazoa, Arthropoda, Insecta, Diptera, Drosophilidae. The transcript is spliced from 4 exons.
AUGCUUCAACGUUCUAUACUUGUCAUAGCUGUACUGUUGUUGGGCGGCGCUGCUGCCACAAUACCGAGCAGAACCUACUUGCCACCCCAAUACGUCGCCCAGCCGCAGCUGACCGUGCAGCGUCCACAGAAUGUCUACCUGCCACCUGCAGCUGCCUAUCGCCAGGUGAGCCAAUUGAGCCGUGUGGUAUCGAUACCAGAACGCACGUACUUGUCACCCUCCGUUCAGAUCGGACAGCCGCAAUAUAUAUCGCGACCUCAGCUGGUUGUGCAGCGUCCGGUGGUGCAGCAGGUGGUGCGUCCCCUCAAUGUCUAUCUGCCACCGGCUGCUGUGCAACGCCCAGCCAUAUCCAUCCUGUCCCAGCCACAGUAUGCCUCGCCAUCUCGCACAUAUCUGCCGCCCCAAGCAGCUGCAUCCGGCCUGGAGGAGCAAUACGAUAUUGAUUUGCGUGGACUUACUCUGGAUUUAAAGCUCACCACAGAUGAUCGAUUAUCCUUGCAGCAGCACUUUGUCCUGGCUCUGGCUUUGGUGGGUUGCGUAGCCGCCGAGUCGGGCUACAAUUAUGCAGCUCCCGGCUCCGCUGUGGCUGCCUCCGUUGCGGCUCCAGUGAAAUCCUAUGUGGCACCUCAGGCUCAUCAGUUUGCGGCUGCUGCCUCUGCUCCUGCUCCAGCUGCAGCUCCAGCUCCAGCUGCAGCUCCGGUGUUCCAUGCCGCUGCAUCCGCUCCAGCUCCGACCAGAACUUAUGUGCCGCCUGCUCCAGCUCCUGCAGCCCAUCACGCAGCUGCCUCUGCUCCCGUGCAGUCCUUUGUCCCACAUCAUGCUGCUGCCUCUGCUCCCGUGCAAUCCUUUGCUGCUCCAGCUCAGAGUUUCCAAUCUGUCGAUUCCUCGGAUUCCAACUAUGAAGCAGCUGCCUCUGCGUCUGCUCCUGCAGUCGCUCACUCCGGAUACGAGUACAGAACUGUGCGUCGCCGCGUCUACAGGCAUCGCGCCUAA